GGGGCCACAAUCACCUGGGUCACAAACCUUCAUCAUGUGGCCCCUCUUUGGCAUACGUGCUCUUCUUGUAGUGACUGUUACCCUGAGCCCUGUGACAGCCGUGGCAUGGAGUGGAAAUGAUGCCACUGGAGAAGAUGUCUAUCCCCCUCUGUGGGACCUGGCCCCUGAAAACCUGCUGGAUUUCCCGAUAAAGGACAGCAAAAUUGUCAUCAAUGCUUGGAACUAUCAAGAUCGACUGGGAGUGUAUAAGAGCUUACUAAAUGCUUCAGCCAAAUAUUUUAGUGCCUUUGGAUCCCAAAACAGUGGCAAUAUUCUCUGGGGAUUACCACUGCAGCAUGGGUGGCAAUUUCGUACAGGUAGGUUAGCAGAUCAUUCUGGUGCGACUUCCUGUGGCUAUGAAAACGGAGAACUCAUGUGCCAAUCUGUAAGAAGCUGGUGGUCCUGUAUGAAUUACUAUCUGGCUAUUAUACCCUUUCUGGGGGCAGUGGAGGCUGGCCUCUUUGGGGAGCUGCCAUAUGAGAUAGAAAUAUUGCCACCAGAGGAGCAAAAAGAUGAUUUCUGUUACAGUGUUAAAGACUGCUGGUCUCGCAUGCCCAAGCUCAUGGAUGACUGGAAGGCCUUUUUUGAAUAUCUGUUAUCUACAGAACACAAAGCUCUGAGCUCUGCCAGCUUCUCCUCCUUCAAACUGGAUGAUGCCCUUGGCCUCAUGUGGAAGGCACACACCACCUCCAUUGCCUACGCACUGCCCAAAUUCCAGGACAGCUUAAAAUAUCUCUCUGGUCCAGAAGCAAAUUUUGGUGAAGACUGGGCUAGUGCUGUAGAUUUCAUUGCUGCCACACACUUCUCUACAGACUUCCCAACCACAAACAACUUCCAGGCUUUCCUGCCCCAGAGGAUGCUUGUUGAAGGAGAUGUCAUCCCAUUCAUUAGUGACUUCAGUCCAGAGCAAAAUAAGGUCCUGGUGGCAAUGAGAGCUCUUCACAGAGCAAAUAAAUUAACAGGAGGAUUGCUGCUGAAGCUCUGGCAAAAGGCUAUGUCCACCGAAGAAGGAAGAAAAAAGGGACGAGAACUGAUUGAAAGCUUGGCUUCGAGCCAGAAGCUCGAACUACUUGACCUAGAAGGAAUUUAGAAUUAUUUGGAAGGAGAUGAUUUGAAAGUUCCCUGUUCCUUGAGAAAGAGCGAUUCCAAUGUGGAUUGAUUUAAUCUUUUAGCAGACAUGUGUCUGGUAAUCUGGCCUUGGUAAUUUCUUACAGUAGGAUUUCCUGAGUAUCCAUGUGUGUCUCUCUCUCCUAUAGAAUCAAUACUUUUAGCCUUAAUUUUCCUAAUUGUCUAGUUUGUUUAACUCAAUUCCUUAUAAAUAAAAAGCCUCAUGGAAAAAUA
This is a messenger RNA of Sturnus vulgaris (Common starling), 1380 nucleotides long. It is a transcript of the gene C3H6orf58, whose product is annotated as chromosome 3 C6orf58 homolog. Lineage: Eukaryota; Metazoa; Chordata; Aves; Passeriformes; Sturnidae. The record is from RefSeq and is a predicted model, not a curated record.